CUCGAAGUUCCAACAAGUUCCAAACCCCUCCUCGACCUCGCCCUCUCCUCUUCGUCCUCCGCUCCCAAUCCUAGGGUUUUGCUCGCCGCGGCGCCGCAUCGCACCGCAGCGCGAUGGAGCCCACCUCGUCGGCGUCGAUCGCGCGGCAGACGUGGGAGCUGGAGAAUAACAUCCCCGCGGCGGCCACCGACCCGGACGCGAUGGACGCGAUCUACCGCUACGACGACUCGGUGCAGGCGAGAGCGCAGCAGGAGAAGCCCUGGGCCAACGACCCGCACCACUUCCGCCGCACCAAGAUCUCCGCGCUCGCGCUGCUCAAGAUGGUCGUCCACGCCCGCGCCGGGGGCACCAUCGAGGUCAUGGGGCUCAUGCAGGGCAAGUGCGAGGGCGACGCCAUCAUCGUCAUGGACGCCUUCGCGCUCCCCGUCGAGGGCACCGAGACCAGGGUCAAUGCCCAGGCCGAUGCCUACGAGUACAUGGUUGAGUACUCAACCAUCAACAAGCAGGCUGGGAGGUUGGAGAAUGUGGUUGGCUGGUAUCACUCACACCCUGGUUAUGGAUGCUGGCUGUCAGGAAUCGACGUGUCAACUCAGAUGCUUAACCAACAAUUCACAGAACCAUUCUUGGCUGUUGUGAUAGACCCCACAAGGACUGUUUCUGCUGGUAAAGUGGAGAUUGGAGCUUUUAGGACAUACCCAAAAGAUUACAAGCCACCAGAUGAGCCUGUGUCUGAGUACCAGACUAUUCCACUCAACAAGAUAGAAGAUUUUGGAGUCCAUUGCAAAUCGUACUAUGCUUUGGAUAUAACUUAUUUCAAGUCAUCCCUGGACUCUCACCUCCUUGAUCUGCUCUGGAACAAAUACUGGGUCAACACACUAUCUUCAUCACCACUUCUAGGCAACAGGGAUUAUGUUGCUGGGCAGAUCUUUGAUUUAGCUGAUAAACUAGAGCAAGCUGAAGGCCAGCUGGCACACAGUCGAUUUGGUGGUAUGAUUAUGCCAUCACAACGAAAGAAAGAGCAAGAGGAGUCUCCACUGGCUAAGGUAACACGAGAUAGCUCCAAAAUCACAGCUGAGCAGGUUCAUGGUCUCAUGUCACAGGUCAUAAAAGACAUCCUCUUCAACUCUGUCCACCCCUCAAUCAAGGCAAGCACAAGUGCUCCAGAUUCAUCAAGUGCUCCGGAUUCAUCAAGUGCUCCAGAUUCAUCCGGUCCUGAGCCUAUGGUUGAAGCCUAAGAGUUCCAGCGAAAGGCAACAUUGAAUAUUUGUGUUAUGCCAUCACUAAGAUAGUUGCAAUCAUAGCUAUCUGAUUCAGAACGUGCAAGACAAGUUAAAUUAUGUGAAAAGAAUCAUUAUGUAAUUAUGAGUUGCCUUCAGCUUGGGCUGCCACUGAGAGGGGGGGUGUGAUUUAGGGCCUUUUUGGUUGCUGACCUGGCAAAAUUGCUUGGGCCAGGCGAUCUCAGGCAUUGGAUUUUGGAGGCCUGAGGCCUGGUCACCUGGAUGUGGUUGCCUGGACAGGCAGGAGUUGGUUCGCUUAUUUCACUAGGUUUCAUGGUAUGUAGAUCUCUAUGUUAGUCUGCACGUUUAUCUGGUUCAUGGUGAAAUAUUUUGCUCCCAUUAGACUAUAUACUAGUGAAAUAUUAGAAAUUAUUCGUUGGA
Molecule: messenger RNA, 1658 nt
Organism: Sorghum bicolor (sorghum)
Lineage: Eukaryota; Viridiplantae; Streptophyta; Magnoliopsida; Poales; Poaceae
Product: COP9 signalosome complex subunit 5a-like
Exons: 6
Coding region: 114-1235 (373 amino acids)
Biological process (GO): protein deneddylation
Cellular component (GO): cytoplasm; COP9 signalosome
Molecular function (GO): deNEDDylase activity; metallopeptidase activity; protein binding
Source: RefSeq, a predicted model, not a curated record